Messenger RNA from Saccostrea echinata, 909 nucleotides. RefSeq names its product alpha-ketoglutarate-dependent dioxygenase alkB homolog 7, mitochondrial-like. The transcript is spliced from 4 exons. Gene Ontology annotation, cellular component: mitochondrial matrix. The coding region runs from base 41 to 778 and encodes 245 amino acids. Lineage: Eukaryota; Metazoa; Mollusca; Bivalvia; Ostreida; Ostreidae. The record is from RefSeq and is a predicted model, not a curated record. Gene Ontology annotation, biological process: fatty acid metabolic process; DNA damage response.
UGCAGUUGCUGUCUACUUUCUUCGAAUUAUUUGAGCAAGAAUGUCCAAUUUUACGAUCAAUAUAAGGUUUUUUAGAAGAAUUCUCAACCAGAGACCUCUUUUGCAAAGGAAUGUUUUGUUAUUCAAACAUGACAUUCCCAGAUUUAUUUCCAACACAGUACAGACCGUAGAUGAAAAACCAGCAUGGAUUGAUGUCAGCGAAUCCAGCACAUACAGUGAUCUAAUUGACAGCUUUGUCGUGUACAAUGACUUCAUUUCAGAAGAAGAGGAAUGUUCUUUGAUGAAUGAACUGGACCCAUACAUGAGACGAUUAAGAUAUGAAAGAGAUCACUGGGAUGAUGCUAUACAUGGAUACAGAGAAACAGAAAGAAGGCAGUGGAAUGCAGAGAACAGCAGUAUUUUGAAGAGAGUAUCAGACAUUGCUUUCCCUCCUACAGUAUCUAAGUUAGCUUAUGUACAUAUACUAGAUCUGGAAAAAACUGGAGUAAUAAAACCACACAUAGAUGCAGUCAGAUUUUGUGGAAACACUAUUGCAGGAUUAUCAUUGUUGUCAACUGCUGUAAUGAGACUUACACAUGAUAAAGAUGAUUCAAAAUGGGCAGAUAUUUUGCUUAGCAGAAGAUCUUUAUAUAUUAUGAGGAACAAUGCCAGGUACCUUUAUAAACAUGCUGUGCUUGAUGAAAAUGAAUCAAAUUUUAAGGGACAGAAAAUUCAGCGAGACAGAAGAGUAUCAGUGAUAAUGCGAAAUGAACCAGAUAAAAAUAUUCCAAAUAGUUAGCAUCUAAUCAUAUUGCUGACAAUAAAUUUGUAAAAUGUUUAUUGGAAAAUUUUGUCUCUAACUGCUGUAGUGGAAGGAAUUUGUCUCUUUCUUUAUACAAAAAAUAUAUCAUUUCAUUAGGAAUUUCGAAA